GGGCGGAAUCGACCCAACCAAGGCAGGAACAGAGCAUUUUACGGACUUCUUUCACUACCUCUACAGCCAAGGGAAGUAAGCUAGGACCAUCGAUUUGGCCAAGUUAGCCCUAGUUGCAUAUUUCAACGCCAAACAAGUGACCCCAAACCCAGCACAAGACAUAAAUGCACGUCGCUACAUUGUCGGUCUGCAAAAAUACAACAAGAAGCACAAUGUCGACGAAGAAAAGAAAGCACAUCCAUUGACCGUGCAGGAACUUUCAACCCUCGUCAACGCUCUGGCUACACUGCACCCUUUUCUGGGCUCAAUGCUCCGUCUUCUCUUGGCCGUGUGCUUUUUGGGUUGUUUUCGCAUGAGUGAGGAGCUUGCCUUGCGGUGGAAUGAUGUUCAAAUCGUGUCAGAUUCAAGUGGAAGAUAUCUUUCUGUGCGGCUUCGAUGGCACAAAAAGGUUGAUGUUGAAGAAGACAGCCAAGUGUACCAUCUUGUCGAUGAAACACCGUUCCCAUGCCCUCUUGUGUGGGUUUAUCGACGAGUAUACAGCAAAACUACGGUCCAUCUGUGUGAACCUGUCCAGCUCUGCUUUUGUCUUCCCCAACAUCAUCAUGCAACAAAAUGGAGCUCCAAAAAUUGAGUGGUACCAUGGCUUGGAGCAAACCAACUUGCGCAAGUGGCUUACUGAACUCGUGCAAGCAACUCCAGACUUACCAAUUGGUAUUACAUUGCACAGCUUGCGUCGUGGAGGCUCCUUUUUUCGCGUUUUUGAAUCGAGAGAGCGCCGGUUCAACUUCAGGGAACUCAUGGCGUGGUGACGUUGGGCCGAUGCCAAGACUUGUUGUGAGUACCUCAUCACUCAGAGUAUUAGCAACGAGAUUGACCCACGCAACUUGCUUCGUACCUCGAAUGUGAACCAUUUGUCGCCAUGGUCAUGUAUUGCGUCCGGUGGCAUGCCGUUGUCCGUGGAAGCCCUUGUUCAAGAGUUGGCUAAGUCUCUGCAAAAGGAGACAUCUCUUCGGCAAGUUCCACCAAAAGCUAC
Messenger RNA from Aphanomyces invadans, 1033 nucleotides. RefSeq lists its product as hypothetical. The transcript has a single exon. The record is from RefSeq and is a predicted model, not a curated record. NCBI's taxonomy places the organism in Eukaryota, Oomycota, Saprolegniomycetes, Saprolegniales, Verrucalvaceae. The coding region runs from base 381 to 809 and encodes 142 amino acids.